Ostrea edulis (European flat oyster) is the source of this 5693-nucleotide messenger RNA. Its product is annotated as NACHT domain- and WD repeat-containing protein 1-like. Lineage: Eukaryota; Metazoa; Mollusca; Bivalvia; Ostreida; Ostreidae. Bases 153 to 5378 code for a protein of 1741 amino acids. Gene Ontology annotation, molecular function: protein binding. The transcript has 28 exons. The record is from RefSeq and is a predicted model, not a curated record.
AUUUAAACUGAAAUCAUUGAGGCAUUUAAAUUUCUGUCGGCUUUUUAAAAUUGUCAAUAACAUCGUCGUGUUUAACAAUCGCCAUUGUUUUUGCCAAUCCCACCCCGUCUAAGUAAUGAUGUACAUAUGAAAAUCAAUUUUUCAUAAUAACCAUGAAGAAAACACGGAACUUCGGAGCUGUGAGCAGCUCAAAGACAACGAAGUCAAGCAAUCAACCUGCAGCAAAGUCAGAAUCUCACAAAGUAUGUGCUGCUUCAAAAGCACCAAAUGCCACAGGUGACAAACCCAAAACACUGCUAAAAUCUCGGAUAAAUUUCUCCGAGGCCAGCAAAGCUGCAAAACCCUCCAGAACUUCAUUGGGAUCUUCACAAACGAAAACUACAGAAAGAAAUUCAAAAGGACGUCCACAGCAAGAGUCCAAGGAAAAAGUGAAAUUGGCUUUAUCCAAUAAACCUGAAUUAGACAAUCUUUAUAGCCAGAUCAAACAAUAUCUAGAGGAAAAUAAGUUUGCCACAAAGUCACAGAAUGUGGAUUCAAGAGACAAUCACAAACACUCCCAAUCAUCCACUCAUUUUGUUUUACUUGGUGAUGUCACCAAACCACUACCUCAUACGUCUAAAGUAGUCCGCGUGUUCACAAGCAGCACAUUCACAGACACGAUGCUGGAACGGAACAUGCUUCUAGAGAAGACGUUCCCCCGGAUAAAGUUGUUCUGUCAGGCCCGAGGGUACGACUUCCAGGUAGUAGACAUGAGGUGGGGGGUCAGGGAUGAGUCCACAGAUGACCAUAUGGGAACAGAGCUGUGUUUAAAGGAGCUCACCAAAUGCCGAGACAUGUCUACAGGUCCGUUCUUCGUGACUUUGCUGUCACACAAAUACGGAUAUUGCUCACUGCCACGAGAAAUAGAAGCAUCGGAGUUCGAGAAACUUUUGAAAUGUGUCAGAGACAAGAGUAGCAUUGCACUGUUAGAAAAAUGGUACAUCAGGGACGAUAACUCUGUACCCACGGUUUAUGUUCUACAAUCUAUAAGCCAAAACUUACCAGAUUUCCUGUCACCAGAAAUUGAAAAAAAAUUAGCGGCCAAGUCCAAAUGGUGGGAGGAUAAUGAUGCCAUGCAAGGUGUGCUAUAUGCAGCUGCUGUAAAAGCGCUAGGAGAAAAGGGGGCGGAGAAAUACGUCAUAUCCGUUACUGAAAAGGAACUUAAAGCGGGACUAUUGGAUACAACAAACCCAAACAAACAUUGUUUAUGGUUCAAACGAAACAUACGAGGAAUCGAACAAGCCGAACCUUCCAAACUUGUAUCAAGGUUUACAGAAUGCCUGGGAACGCCAGAGAAAAUUAAGAAGUCUAAGGCCAUGAUCGCUGAUCUAAAGGAGAAGAAAAUUCCAAAGAUUCUCUCAUCUGAAAACAUUUGCACGUAUGAUAUUGACUGGACAGAUAAAGGUAUUGAUCCAGAUAAUGGUCAGCACAUGGCAUACUUGAAAAAAAUGACCGCAGACUUUGAGAAGCAUGUUUGUCAACUAAUUGAGAAAGGUAUUCAGGAAAGAGAACAAGGCAAAAAUGAUGUUCUAUUUGAAGAAUGUCUACAACAUCUCAGAUUUGCUCAUUCGAAAUCGCAAAAUUUUCAUGGCCGUGUUGAUGAUAUGAAGAAAAUAGAACAAUACCUACAUUUCGGUGCCGAUGUGCCUUUGGUAGUGCAUGGCGAAUCCGGCUCCGGUAAGACGUCCAUUAUGGCCCAGACAGCCAUGAUGACGGGCUCUACAGCACAGGACACUGUGGUUGUAAUUAGAUUUAUUGGGACUACUCCUAGAAGUUCAAAUAUCAAUUCUUUGCUGAAAAGCAUUUGCCAUCAGAUCAAAAACGUGUACGGCGACACCUCAGUGACGUCAGAGGACCCCAAAGAGCUUGUAUAUGAGUUUCAAAGAUGUUUGCAAGACCUACCGACAAAAGACAAAGAGCUCAUUAUCUUGUUAGAUUCAAUGGAUCAGCUAGAUCCAGCUCAUCAAGGUCGUCAGCUUGGAUGGAUGCCAACCAAUAUUCCAAAACAUGUCAAAUUCAUCGUAUCAACUCUUGAAGAUGAGAAAUAUGAAUGUUUUCCUGCUAUUAGGUUCUUAUACCGGUCAUCAAAAAAUUACAUUGCAGUAGAGAAACUACCGGAAGGUGAUGUAAAAUGCAUUGUUGACUCUUGGUUGAAAGAAAAAAACCGGACACUAACGGAAUUCCAGAAAGAGUUGCUGUUCCGAUCAUUUGACCAGUGCCCUCUUCCUCUCAAUUUGAAGUUAUCUUUCGAUGAAGCCUGCAAAUGGACAUCUUUUGCAACGCGGGACUCCACCAGGCUUCAAAUGACAAUACGUGCUAGCAUCAAUCGCCUCUUUUUCCGGUUAGAAAGAAUGCAUGGUGAAUUGUUUGUAUCCAGAGCACUUGGUUACAUGACAGCAGCAAAAAGUGGCCUCUCUGAAGGUGAAAUGGAGGACAUUUUAGCUUGUGAUGAUGACGUACUUAAUGACGUAUAUACGUACUGGACGCCUCCCCUUCGUCGUCUUCCGCCUUUACUACUCCUUAGACUAAAGGCAGAUUUGAGAGAAUACAUUGUUGAGCGAGGUGCUGAUGGGCUGACCGUAAUCUACUGGUAUCACAGACAGUUUGUACAGGCUGCCAUAGAGCGCUACUGCCAGAACACGCAGAUUUUACAUGAGACACUAGCUGACUUCUUCAGUGGAAAGUGGUCCAACGGGAAUAAAAAAACCUGCAAGGACAAGUCCGAGAAAACUCUGGAGGAGGACCGCUUUGUUUCAGCGCAGCCUCUAAUGUUUGGUAGUAAAUUUAAUCUACGCAAAUUAAAUAACCUACCAUAUCACAGAGUCAAGGCACAUCAGAUGGAGCUUGCCAAAAAGGAGUGCUUAUGCAACUUCAAAUUCAUGUUCUGCAAACUUCUAGCUACUUCUUGCAGUAACCUAUUGUCGGACUACACUCUUGCUACAGAGGAAGCAAAUGACAAAGACAUCAGCCUUAUAAGAGACACUCUACAAUUGUCAGAGCAUGCGCUGAUCUUUGAUAAAAUGCAGCUUGUUCCACAAUUAACUGACAGGUUAUCAACAGAAAAGACUGCUGCCUCGUUCCUGUCCCAGAUAAAAGACUACCCAUUCAGCUACUUACUGACCCACUACAGUACACUGAUGAAGCCGGGGGGCUCUUUGGUUUUCUCUCUGUCGGGUCACGCUACGGAGUUGAUAGCCGUAGAUAUGAAACAAGAUGGUUGUACUGCCGUUACGUGUGCAAAGCAUCCGGAUAGUAGCAUUAGACUUUGGGAUGUCAAAAAUGGAAAACUUAUAAAAUCGAUUGAAAACAUCGCUCAAAGAGCCAUCAGAAUUUUCUUCAUAUCUAACGACAACAUAAUCUUAGUCCAUCUCUACCAUAAAUUUGUGGCUCUCAGAGAAACUGGGGAAGUGGUUUACACGAUACCUACCGCAAGUGAAAGGGUUCUUUUCUGUCCAGCGAGUAAGGGACGAGAUAUCUUCCUUGUUUUCCAAAAUAAUACCAUAGAGUGUUAUGACGCUCAGUCUGGCAAGAAGACUGAUACAAUCACGUGUCCGGAAGGAGUCCGAUUUAGCGAGACGGGUGUCGCAGUUGGUUCCAAGUCCUUAGUGGCAGCUACAGUAGAACCACGAGAGAAGUUCAUAGUCUUUGAUUUGAUGACAAGAAAGGUUUCACUGUAUGACGUUCCCUAUCCAGACGAGGUCAAUAGACGGCAUAUCAUUAAGUCAUUGGCCAUAAUGCCGAAUGAAAGACAUAUCAUCUUCUCUAUCCGGUUCAAUAAUGACAUCCGGAUCCUCGACACAUCUACCAUGAAGGAGGAUAGAUUAAUUAAAGGUGACCGAGGAGACUUCACUCUAGGACAGUUUCUUCUCUCCCCUGACGGCACGGAACUAUUCUAUCAAGUGGCCCAGGGUAUUUGUGUAUGGGACCUAGCAAAGGAACAGUUUAAACGGACAUUCCUGCAUCCUGGUUACGUUCUUGGUUUAGCGUCUACAGAUUGGAAAACCAUGGUGACAAUUUCCAAUGAUCCGAUCGUGAGAGUAUGGGAUCUUACCAAGAAAAUGAAAAAUGUCACCCAAACCAAAGUUCCAAAUCUAGCUCAUAUGUAUGAUUACAAUUCUGUGUCCAAUCCACGAUAUUUACUGGGGCUUGCUCAGUUAAAGGGACAGAAUGAGGAUUAUGCAGUUGUUUCCAUUGAUUUGGCAACCAGAGAUUUGAUCAGAAAAUGUCAAUUGGAUGAAAAACCGCGAUUAUUCGACGUUUUGAAUGACAGGGAAGUUAUAUUAUGUUCAUCAGACCGGAAACUUAAAGUUCUUGAUGUAGACAAAAUGGAGGUGAAGAGAAGUUUCCAGGGGAAAAUGUUUCAACACAUUCCAUUCACACCAUAUGGAUACCUGGAAAUUGCUAUCUUGAAAGAAAGAGGAGAACUCGUUACGGUGACGAAGGGGAGAAAACACUUCAAAAUAUACGAUAUCAGUAGUGGAAGAACAAAAUCAAUAGUCAGAUGUACAUCCGAGGACGACUACAGAUUGACAGGAUUAACAGCUUGUCAUGAUGGUUCCAUCGUCAUUGCUCACAGCACCGCCCAUAGGUUUUACGUUCUGGACACUGUAAACAGCAAAUUAUUGGCUGUGAUUGGAGAAACUGACUUCAAAUGCCUAAAGCUGUAUGAAUUCGUACAUGUUACUUCCUCUGGAAACAUGGCACUGUUCUUUCCAAAUUUUGUAAUGGACGGUGGCUGGUCAUUUCAGCUGUACAAAAUUAGGGAAGGCAAAGUCGGUGUCAAGCUUACCGAUAAUGGUUAUCCAGAGUCGCUGACCCACGAAGCGAAAAGAUUCGCUGUUCCAAACGCAAGAUGUAUUGAGGACUGGGGCUUUGUGACGUCUUAUCUUGAUAAUCUGAUCAGAAUUUGGGAUUCUGAGAAAGGUAUCAUUUUACAUCGUUUGGGUGGCCAUGUUGUUCCUGUGACGAUACCGCCUUUGAAAAGAGGAGGGAAAUAUUUCAUAACGCACAGCAGGCUACGAGAGGAAAACGCCAUUCGAGUUUGGGAUAUAAAAACCAUGCAAUGUGUGGCGUCGUACAAACACGACGGAUCUGAAAACAGUUUAACAGAUUAUUGUGGAGACCUCAAGUCCUUUUAUUCACUUCGAUUUUCCCCAGUACAUGUGAACCAUCUGUCGCUAAAAGGAUUGGGUUGUGAUGUAGAUCUGGCAACAUGUCCAGAAUUAUAUAAGGGAACAGGAAACAAAACUAUUGAUCUUUCUGUACCUACACCUCAUGCAGAUGAUGUUAAGGAUCCAGAUGAUGACCCAGAUGAGGAAGAUGAAUUCGACGAGGACUAGAUAGUUACAAGUGAUACAGAUUGAAAUAUACCAGAUAUUGCACUAGAAAUUGUAGUUCAUUAACGAUUUAAACUCGGUUCGCAAUGAUUAUGUAUUAGUAUUGUUACCUACUAUGGAAAGAUAACCUUUAUUUAUUUUGUCAUAUUUUAUUACUUUAUGAAAGUGGACAUUUUAUGUAUAAAUCCAUAAAACUUCAUGUCAUAAAAUUACAUUUUGACAGUUUAAUAAGAAAUCAUGCUGAUAUGUGGAUGUUGUAAAAAUGUAAAACUUAACAAACUGAUUUUAAAUUGAUAAAUAUAGCUACUAAGCAUUUGA